This is a messenger RNA of Closterium sp. Naga37s-1, 3642 nucleotides long. Lineage: Eukaryota; Viridiplantae; Streptophyta; Zygnematophyceae; Desmidiales; Closteriaceae. The record is from the annotation of a GenBank genome assembly.
AUGGAAUUGGCGGAACCGACCGAACCGGACGAUGGGGAAGCCGCAAGGGUCCGGGGAGUGGCGGAAGAGGCGCGAGAGGCGGCGCAAGAGGUGGCGGAAGAGGCGCGAGAGGAGCGAGAGUUGGCGCGCGAGUUGCGAGAGUUGGCGCGAGAGGCGGAAGAGGAGCGGGAAUUGGCGGGAGAGGAGCGCGAGUUGGAGCAAGAGGAGCGAGAGGUGGAGCGAGAGGAGCGAGAGUUGGAGCGAGAGGAGCGAGAGGUGGCGCGAGAGGUGCGAGAGUUGGAGCGAGAGGUGCGAGAGAGGCGAGAGGCGGUGCGAGAGGCGCGAGAGAGGCGAGAGGCGGUGCGAGAGGCGCUAGCAGCGGUUACAGAAGGCGGUGCUCGACCGACACAGGAGGUGGUGAAUCUGAUGAUCUACCGUGCCGUGAACCCCAUGAACGAGGAUAAUGAUGAUGAUGACUCGUCGUUGGACGACCAUGGCGAUAGUGGCGACGACAGUGAGGAGGAGGAGGACGAGGAGGCUAAUAACGAGGAUAUGGAGGCGAUGGAAGCGAGGGCUGCGAGGGAUGCGAGGGAUGCGGAGAUGGCGGAGGAAGGGGAGAUUGUUAUGACUGACGAAGGUGAUAUGCUCGACGACGAUACAGACGACGAUGAUAUUGACGAGGAUGAUGAUGAUGAUGACUCGGACGACGAUAGCGAGAAUGAUUAUAACGAGUUCGAGGACCCGCACUAUAACGAGCGAAGGAGAUCGGUGCUGAGGGUCGCGUCCGCGAUAGCAGCAGCUCCAGUAGACGACUGGGGCGCGGUGAAGGGCGCGGAGGUGCACGAGGAGGCAAAGUACCUUCUGGAUAACACCUGCUCCACAUACCGCCUGCCCUCGGGGGUGUGCCACCACCAGUGCUGCGACACUCUAGUGGCAGGCCCUGGCCCUGUGGCCUCCGCAUAUGCCGCACAUAGCUCUGCCCGGGACGAUGCAGCACCAGCACCACCAUCACUCUCCCACUCUCCUUCCUCCGCCCCUUCCUCCUCCGCCGCCCCCCCACCGACCCCGCCGUUUUCCCAAGAGAUCAUAUGCACGGUGCAGCGGAUGGUCACGCUCUACAGCACGGCGCGGCGGGAGGUGGUGGCGGUGACGUCGCUGCCUUCAGAGCCUUACAGCGUUGACCGCUUUGGAGAUGUGGUGGUUGCGGGGUGCUAUGGGACCGUCUGCUUCUACCUCAUCCGGCGGGAGGUGGCGAAGAAAACAGCUGGUUGGACCAAGGACGGCGCUCCAGAGCGCACAUCCCACCCCGCCCACCACCAUCACCACCACUACCAACCACAGCAGCAGCAGAGUGGCAUCAAGGGCGCAGCAGGGGCAGCAGUGGCAGAGGAGGAGGAGGAGGAGGAGGAGGAGGAGAGGGUGUGGUUUGAGGCGGCAGGGAUGGUGGGGGGGUUCGAGAGCAGUCUGAUUGGCUCCUCUAUGUGUAACUCUGUGCGGUUCGGCACAGUUGGUAACUGGGUGCGCAUGCUAGUGGCCCAUCAGAACGGCUACCUCUACGUCUUCACGCUGCCGCCGCCCUUCCAGCCAGCCACAUCGCGCCACGUGGGCCGAUCUGAUUGGGUGUUUAGCGCCCAGAGCCUCGAAGACGCUCGGCAGAUGGCCCUGGAGUCUCGGUGCCGAACCUCCCAAGAAGGUUCGGAGAGCGGCGAGCCUGGGAAGGAGGUAGGAGAAGGAACCAGGCGUGCAGCUGCUGCUGGUGGUGCCCCAGAUCCUGCUGCUACAGCCGCUGCCGCUGCUACAACCGCUGCUGCUGCUGCUACAGCCGCUGUCACGGCUUAUGGUGGGGGCAGUGCAGGGCUGGAUUUGAGCAUGAGUGCUGCGGAGGGGAGCGAAGGCAGAGCAGCUUCAGCCACGGCUGCUGCAGUGGCGUCGGCAGCAGCAGCAGCAGCGGUGCCGGCACACUACCCUGCGGGGUCGGUGCCUCUGAAUGUGAAGAUCAACCUGCGGGAUCUCACCACUGUUGACAUGCCCACAUCGGCGCCGGUGACCAUUCGAUCGGCCCCAGCAGGGGGGUUGGUGCGCACGUCUGCACGCCUCGUGAACGCCAUUGGCCCCUUCCCCAUGCCACUCAACUUCGCCCUCGUCUCGCCCAACGGGGAGUGGAUCGCCGUUAUCGGGGACCUUGCUGCUGUGUGUGUCUUGGAUCGGGCAUCUGGGUUCAGAGUGAGUGGGAUGGCUAGCAGGCGGAUUCCAGUGGCCUCUAGGAACACCAGGGGCGCCGCCCACGGAUGCCAGUACCUGGCUUGGAACCCUUCAUCCUCGUUACUAGCAGUCUCCAGCGACUCGCUUAAAGCCGUGUACGUGUGGGGCGUGUCCCGCAUCUCCCAACCUCGUGCAUCCGAGGCAGCAGCAGAACCAUCACCAUCAAAAGCACGCCCAUUCACCAGAGCAUCAGCAGCAGCAGCAGCAGCAGCAGCAGCAGUGGCAGCGGCAGCACAGCAGUUACCAUCAGGAACAGCAUCAUCACGAUCAGCGGAGCCAGCAGCAGCGCCAGCAGUGCAGUUGAUGCCCCUGGUGAAACUGGAUCAAGCCUUCCAGUCGCCCCCCCUCGCCCUGCAAUUUGACUGCUUCAACCCGCACCUGCUGCUGGUUGUAGAGCGGUGCAGUGCGGUGCACGCUGUGGACGUGCGAGCACCGCAUGCCAGGCAGCAGAUUCAAGUGCACCGCCAACCCUCAUCACAAGAAGAGGAGCAGAGGCAGCAGAGGGAGGAGGCAAGGGAGGAUGGCCUGGCUGCUCGUGCGACAGUGGGGGGAGUGGUGGGGGGCAUGGUGGACGCAGCACAGGACCAGCUGAGGCGCCGGCUGCACCAGCUGGAGCAGCUGUUGCAGCGCCGCAACCAGCCGCCUGUCAGCGACGUGGUGGGGCUGGCAGCUUACUUCCAUCCGGGGGUGCUUGUCUCCACAGAAACCACCGUCUUCCAGGUGAGCGUGAGCGUUGCUGGUGAGCGUGAGCGUUGCUGGUACUGGGAUGCCUUGAGCCGGCAUGUCUUGAGUGGGAUGCAGCGCAACCAGCCGCCUGUCAGCAAGGUGGUGGGUCUGGCAGCUUACUUCCAUCCGGGGGUGCUUGUCUCCACAGAAACCACCGUCUUCCAGCGCAACCAGCCGCCUGUCAGCAAGGUGGUGGGUCUGGCAGCUUACUUCCAUCCGGGGGUGCUUGUCUCCACAGAAACCACCGUCUUCCAGGUGAGCGUGAGCGUUGCUGGUGAGCGUGAGCGUUGCUGGUACUGGGAUGCCUUGAGCCGGCAUGUCUUGAGUGGGAUGCAGCGCAACCAGCCGCCUGUCAGCAAGGUGGUGGGUCUGGCAGCUUACUUCCAUCCGGGGGUGCUUGUCUCCACUGAAACCACCGUCUUCCAGUAUCCGCGCAUGGGUGCCUGGACGCCUGCCUCUCACCACCUUUAUCCCAAGCGUUUCAGGGAGGUGGUACGGCUGCUGCUGUUGGGGCACUACUCUACCGGGCAGUGGGAUUACGGUGCUGCUGCCGACGACCACAGCAGCCAGUCACAGUCUGACAGCAGGUACCUAUGGCUGCUUCCCCUGGAAGUGUUGCUUCAGGUCAUUGGACAUGCAGCUACACCACUUUCUGUGUGGAUUAGUGAUGCAUAA